AUGGUCAUGAGCCAGGUUCUUUGGCCGUACAUGAAAGAUGAGUCUGCGGACCUGGAUGAGAGGAGGGAAGUCUUCAGAUACUAUGGAACGUUCACUGGAACGUUCCUCACCAUGUUCGAGGUGUUGCUGGCAAACUGGGCUCCUCCGGCUCGAAUCCUUGUGGACUACGUCAGUGACUGGUUCGUCUAUGUGUUCGUCGUCUACCGCUGUGUGGUGGGGUUUGCCGUCCUGAACGUAGUAUCUGCUGUCUUCAUUCAGCAGACGAUGAAGGUGGCACAGGCAGAUCAGGAGCUCAUCUUGAAGCAGCGGCUCAGAUCCGAGCAAGCGUAUGCUGCGAAGAUGAGUGCUGCUGCGCAGUCGUGCGAUCGCCGCGCGGAUCAGAUUGUGACAGCUUUGCAGGAUCCCGUAGCUUUGACUUCCCGCAUCUUCCCGCCAUGUGCCUGGAUGGUAGCAAAGGCUCCCUCUGAGCCAUUGCCUCCCGAGACCCCUCGUUGGCACUUUCGUCCACCAGUCCCUGCGGGCCAGCGACCCUGGCGAAACUUCACGGAGCAUUGUCGCGAGAAGAUCGGGAACCGGCCAGAGAUUCCACCGGCUCCAAGAGGUUUCUCCUUGGAGCCCCUGGAGUCGCGACGCGUUGAGGCGCCUCAGAGCGGGCCUGGCAAAGAAGAGGAUUUCUCCGCUGCGCGGCUCUGCCUAAAGCAGGAGAUUCGUGCAGCUCUGCGUCAGUGCUCCAGCAUUCAGGUGCUUGAUGCCACACUUGCAGCGGCCAGAGGCAAAUCAAAGCCUCCACCCGAAGGCCGUGAACCCUUGAAGAAGCUGCUAGCUGUGCUGCGACCGGCAAAGCAUACCAAGGCGGCACACGGUGCCCAUAGAGUUGGCAAGCUAAUCUCGCAGGCGCUGCGCCAGGAGGAGAGCCACCGGCGCUUUUCACUGGUGCGCCAAAGUGGGCACGCGGACAGGAAGAAGGACCGUCGAAGCCCGCGAAAGGCGAUCUUUCGGGGAGAGAACGAGCUGGCAUCGAUGCUACAGUCCUUUGAGCCGGAGGCUGCGGACCUUAGCCAACUUAUUCAGGCAGCCUUUCGCCACCUUGGCCGUGGUGGGCGACUCAAUAAGAAGGACCUUCGCAGGGCUUUGCGACAUUGUGGCUUCAAAGAUGUCAAGAGCGAUUGGCUAGAAGAGAUCUAUGAGAGGUUGACGAUGGUGAACUUCAUUGGCAGUGAGGAUUUCGAGAAGCUUGUGAACGAAUACGAUGACAGGCAGCGGCAGGGAUAUCUCCAAGCCUUUAGAAAGUUCGAUGUCGACCAGAGUGACCAGAUUUCGACGGAAGAACUCCAAGAGGUCUUGCGGUCCAUGCAGCUGGUGGUGCAGCCCAGCUUGUUGCUGGAGAUCAUGAGGAAGGUGGAUUACGAUGACUCCGGCGAGUUGUCCUUCGACGAAUUCGAACAGCUGAUGAAGUUGCUGAGCGACUCUGAUGGCUUCCCGGAGACUGAACACCAGGAGCUCAAGAAGGCCUUCCAGCGAUUUGACAGCACCGGGGAUGGCCUGCUCGACUUGCAGGAGUUCAAGAGCACGCAGGGCUGGCUCGGCUACCAGCUGAAGGAGAGAGUCCUGGAACAGAUCUUUCGAGAUGCGGAUUUCGACGACCGGGGUACCCUCGAGUACCCGGAGUUCGUUGAAGCCAUGAAGGCAGUUCGCGAAGUCGAGAUGAAAGAGAUCCAGAAGGUUUUCGAGGAGCAGGAUCAGGAUCGUAAUGGCUUAUUGUCACCCACGGAGCUGGAAGGUGCCCUGAAAGUCCUAAACUAUGAUUGCGACUUGCAGGUGGUGCUGGAGGUUGCGGCGCAGGUACAGGAUGCCAAAGGGGGGCCCAAACGCCUGGAGCUGAACUACGAGGAUGCAUUGGAUUUCCUGCAAAGAUACCGAAACUGCGAGGGCUUGAAUCAAGCCGAGCUCCAAGACCUCGAGCUGGCCUUCGAAAGAUACGAAAACGAUGCUGGUUCCGUCCGUUCCCGCGACGUCCACAAGGUCCUAAGCUGGUUUGGCUAUGACCUUUCCCCGCAGGAAGUGGAUCGCUUCGUGCAACAAGCGCAGUGCAGCGACGGACAUCUGAGCUUUCAGGAGGUCAAGAAGCUCCUGCGCAUGGAGCGGGAGGAGGCUAUGCAGCAGUACGAGAGAGUUUACCGUCGAGACCAUGGCGCGAUGGAGAUCGGUAGUCAGCAGGCUGCCUUGCUUUUCGAAGAGCUGAACUUGGAAGCACGAAGUGCGAACUCCAACUUUGAGUUGGGCCUUGCGUCCGCUUUCCGCAAAGGUGGUGCGGGGUUCUCUCCGGAAAGCUUUGUUCGAACCUGCCUGAAGCGGCGCAAGGGCAAGGCUCAAGAUCGGAGGACAACGGCUGGUUUUGACAAGGAGAUUGGGCAGUUGAAGGAGCUUUUCGUAAGCCUUGCCAAGGGCCCCCAAUCAGCCCAGCGCCGAAGGGAUCCAGACUUAGCGCUCUCUGCCGAAGAGGUUGCACAUGUUGCCCGGAUCCUCUUUUCGUUUGGAGUCGUGGAACCUUUAAAAGCAACCUUGAGUGAGCUCCUUCGGGAUGUGGAGCGUAGACCGCCCAUCACGUUCAAUGCUUUUCUGCGCCACAUGCGCUUCUUUGUCGACUUGUUUGCAAAGGAUUACAAGUUCCGGGAGCAAUGGGCAAUCCGAGACACCGGCUUCUCUGCUAAGGAAGUGGAGGACUUCCGCCAACUCUUCCUUUCCAAUCUGGAGCACCGGGAAGGCCUGGUCUCCAUCGGACAGCUCAUGUCUCUGCCAGAAUUGCGCCGAGCGCUGCCGGCCUCUGAUGCCUCCCUUGGUGCCGCCGUGCACCAGGUGAAAGGUGAAUCUCUGCAGCUCUUAAACGGCACUCCCAAAGCAAAGCUGGAGGAUAAGAACGCGGUGAUUAACUUCCCACAGUUCCUGCGGAUUGCCAAGCAGUUGCUGGAACAAACGGUAUUUCCAGGCCAAUCUCGGAAGACCGAUGCCCGCCUGCGUGGAAAAUCCAUGACGGCGCUGGCUCAGGAGAAAGAUGCGCGAAGAGAGUUCUUCGACAAGUUGGACACCGACAGCACGGGCUUCUUGACAUGGCAGGAGUUUAGCGAGGUCCUCCGAAAGCCUGAGCUGCGAUCCUGGAUGGCAACCUUGGAGCUUGAGACCUACGACCUGGUGAACCUGUUUCACAUGAUCGAUGACGGUGACGGCGCUAUCACCGUGGCAGAGUUCCUCGAUGGAGCCAUUCGCCUGCGAGGUGUGGCGAAAAGCCUGGACCUGGCGCAGGUACUCAGCACCACCCGAAGGGUGGACGCCAAACUCGAGGCGUGCCUCAUGGCCAUCCAGAAGUUGUCGGGCGAGAACGACAUGGAAAGUUUGAAGAAGACGGCCUUCGGAAAGAUGUCAAGAUUGACGACCAGACGAAUGUCGUUGCACAGGCGGCAUUUGGAACCCUUCACAUGA
This is a messenger RNA of Symbiodinium necroappetens, 3477 nucleotides long. The record is from the annotation of a GenBank genome assembly. Lineage: Eukaryota; Dinophyceae; Suessiales; Symbiodiniaceae.